Molecule: messenger RNA, 2206 nt
Organism: Melanotaenia boesemani (Boeseman's rainbowfish)
Lineage: Eukaryota; Metazoa; Chordata; Actinopteri; Atheriniformes; Melanotaeniidae
Gene: cpne9
Product: copine family member IX
Exons: 20
Coding region: 263-1936 (557 amino acids)
Biological process (GO): cellular response to calcium ion
Cellular component (GO): plasma membrane
Molecular function (GO): calcium-dependent phospholipid binding
Source: RefSeq, a predicted model, not a curated record
CCGGCAGCGCACCUUGAGCGCACGAGGGAUGGAUGAACUUUAAAUCUCACAACUUUCGCUGCGCCCCUGUCUCCCUGCCUGUCGGUCUCCCCCCAACACACACACCCCAAUCUCCCUCUGCCGCUGCUCGCUGCUCCACUUGCGACAACCUCGAUGAAGACCAUGGAUUUACUGCAAUCGGGGCCGUGAAUAAUCAGCUCUUUCGCCUCCUUUCUUUCUUGUUUUCUUUCCCAGCGGAUGCUCAUUAGCGUCGUGAGUCGAGAUGAUGGCAUCAAUAGGGGAAUUCGAUCCUCUUAACACCAGAGUCCCCGCAACUAAAAUAGAAGUUACCGUGUCGUGCAGGAGCCUACUGGAUGUGGAUACAUUCUCCAAGUCAGAUCCUGUGGUCGUAUUGUAUUUGCAGGCUGUGGGAACCAAAGAAUGGAGAGAGUUUGGCCGGACAGAGGUAAUCGAUAACACUAGGAAUCCAGACUUUGUCAGGAAAUUUGUCCUGGAUUUCUUCUUUGAAGAGAAACAGAAUCUAAGGUUUGAUGUAUACAAUGUUGACUCUAGAAGCUGCAAUAUAUCCAAACAUAAGGACUUUCUAGGACAGACCUUUUGCACACUUGGAGAGAUCAUCGGGUCCUCAGGAGGACGCAUGGAGAGAACCUUAUCUGGGAUUCCUGGGAAGAAAUGUGGAGUCAUUAUCUUGACUGCAGAGGAGCUCAGUAACUGCAGGGAUAUCGCUACCAUGCAGCUGUGUGCCAACAAGCUGGAUAAGAAAGACUUCUUUGGAAAGUCUGACCCCUUCCUGGUUUUCUACCGCAGUAACGAGGAUGGAACGUUCACCAUCUGCCACAAGACAGAAGUGAUCAAGAAUACACUGAACCCAGUGUGGCAGUCCUUCACCAUCCCUGUUAGAGCUCUCUGCAACGGCGACUAUGACAGGACUGUGAAGGUAGACGUCUAUGAUUGGGAUCGAGAUGGAAGACACGACUUCAUUGGAGAGUUCACAACCAGCUACAGAGAGCUGUCACGAGGGCAAAACCAGUUCAAUGUCUAUGAGGUUUUAAAUCCCAAGAAGAAAGGCAAGAAGAAGAAAUACAUCAAUUCUGGGACUGUAACUCUAUUGUCCUUCAAAGUGGAGUCUGAGUAUACCUUUGUGGAUUUCAUUCGAGGAGGGACACAGCUGAACUUCACCGUUGCGAUCGACUUCACAGCUUCUAAUGGUAACCCAUCCCAGCCCACAUCCCUCCACUAUAUGAGCCCCUACCAGAUGAAUGCAUAUGCCAUGGCCUUGAAGGCAGUGGGAGAGAUUAUCCAGGACUAUGACAGUGACAAGCUCUUUCCUGCCUACGGCUUUGGAGCUAAGCUGCCCCCUGACGGCAAAAUCUCCCACGCAUUCCCACUGAGUGGUGACAGUGACAAUCCAAACUGUGUGGGCAUAGAGGGAGUUCUGGAGGCCUAUUUUCAGAGCCUGAGGACAGUGCAGCUGUAUGGACCCACUAACUUUGCACCUGUUAUCAACAAAGUGGCAAACUGUGCAGCAGAGAUUACAGAUGGCUCUCAGUACUUUGUCCUGUUGAUGAUCACAGAUGGAGUGAUAUCUGACAUGGUCCAGACCAAAGAGGCUGUGGUCAAUGCAGCAUCACUCCCUCUGUCCAUUAUCAUCGUAGGUGUUGGGCCUGCUGAAUUUGAUGCAAUGGAGGAGCUGGAUGGAGACGAGGUGAGAGUAUCCUCCAGAGGACGUCUUGCUGAGAGAGACAUUGUUCAGUUUGUUCCAUUCAGAGACUACAUCGACAGAUCUGGCAACCAGGUCCUCAGCAUGGCCCGACUGGCAAAGGAUGUUCUCGCUGAAAUCCCCGACCAGCUGCUGUCUUUUAUGAAGAGCCGAGGAGUUGAACCGCGACCAGCCCUUUCCUCCUCCCCACUACCUGAGCUGCUCCACCAUAUCUGAACCUUAACAUAUUCUCUGUCUGUCAGUCCUGACUCUUUUACUCGGUCCUGCUAUUUCCUCCCUGUCUGCUUAUCUUUGCUUGCCUCUCUUGCAGUUAUUUGUCACUUUAUAGAAGCGAAAGACUGGACCUGCCGUUUGCCCUUCUUCCUCCCCUAUCACCGCAGAGACUAAAGAGAAACAUCCCAUCUAGUCAGCAGGUGUUCAUCCCUGACUCACCUGCUGCUGUAACUCAUAUUUUCCUCUUACCAUUAUUACUUUUCAAUGACUAUA